AUGGAUUAUACUGAAAUUAUUGACAAUGCUAAGCGAUUUGUUGGUGACGACAAGAAGACAACAACAGUACAUGAUGAUUUGCUCGUUGAUCGUUUGCAUAAUCGAUAUACAGUCGCGAUUUUAAUUUGUUUUUGCAUUGCAAUAUCAACAUAUGAUUAUCUUGGUGAUCCAUUACAAUGUUGGGUACCCGCUCAAUUCACUGAUAAUUACGAAGAUUACACUAAUCGUUUAUGUUACAUACAAAACACAUAUCAUGUAUCGAAAAAUGAAUUCAUUCCGCGAGAUAUGAACUUACGUCAUGAACGAACGUUGAAAUAUUAUCAGUGGAUGCAUUUCGUUCUUCUCUUGCAAGCUUUAUUUUUCAGUCUACCAAGAUUUCUCUGGCAAUCAUUUAAUGACAAAUUUGGUCUAUCGAUCGGAGUUCUAGUGGAUGCAUCGAGUCAAUCCGAAAUGUUUGAUACUGAUAAAGAACGAGAUGCUGUCAUACAAUACGUAUCGGAUUGUUUGCAGCGCUAUGAAGAAUAUAUUAAUCCUUUGAAGUACAACAGACCAUCGUUUUUCGAACGUUUACGUCGUCAAUGUCGUUUGGUUUGUCAAGCACGUACAGGUGCAUCCUUGACCUGUUUCUAUAUAUUUAUCAAAUUACUUUAUAUAAUCAAUUUAUUCUUUCAACUAUCGUUUCUUCAAUAUUUUCUUAGUUACUAUGAUGUCAGCUAUUUUCAAUACGGAUUCUAUGUCUUUCGUCAAUUGAUCUCCGGAUUACCAUUACCGGAAAGUCGAUUAUUUCCACGAAUAACUCUAUGCGACUUCCGCAUACGGGAAUUAGGCGAACAACAUCUGUACACAGUUGAAUGUAUAUUAGUCAUUAAUAUCUUUUUGGAAAAGAUAUACAUCAUCUUGUGGGUUUGGUUCACUUUCCUAUUAUUGAUAACUGCGAUUGAUCUAAUUCGUUUUCUCUAUCGAAUGUUUGUUCAUGAUUCACGGGACUCGUUUAUUCGAGAAAAUUUAGAAUUAAUGAUUAAAAACAAUGCAAAUGACGAUCGAUACAUUGCGAAUUUUCUCAAGUAUUUUCCCAUUGAUAAUCUGUUUAUCUUACGAAUCAUGGCGUCCAAUUCAAAUUCGUUGAUCACAGCGGAAGUUCUUCAUGAAUUGUUUCGACGAAAGUUUUAUCGAGAUUCGGACGUUUAA
This is a messenger RNA of Adineta ricciae, 1188 nucleotides long. The record is from the annotation of a GenBank genome assembly. NCBI's taxonomy places the organism in Eukaryota, Metazoa, Rotifera, Eurotatoria, Adinetida, Adinetidae.